Mustela lutreola (European mink) is the source of this 2220-nucleotide messenger RNA. Its product is annotated as keratin-associated protein 12-1-like. Bases 1317 to 1865 code for a protein of 182 amino acids. The transcript has a single exon. NCBI's taxonomy places the organism in Eukaryota, Metazoa, Chordata, Mammalia, Carnivora, Mustelidae. The record is from RefSeq and is a predicted model, not a curated record.
ACACGAUCACUUGUUCACUGACUAUCUUGGACGUGCACAGCCUGGCUUUACACUUUGUUCAGGGGAAGAUCUGUUCCGUCACCUGCAAGUGUCCAGGUGCGUGGCUAGGUGUGUGCCUUCCAGAACAGAAGCUGACGGACUCUCCUGUCCAUGACAAGCUGUAUUGGAAAAUUGUAAAUGACACCCCCCCCCCCAACAAAGGGGUCAGUCUUUGUGCUGAGACUGCCCUGUCCAUGUGGACCCCAGCAGGUGCUGUCUGCAGGCAAGUGGGCCCCAGAAUCUCUGUGUGCAAGGAGUGAGGAGUGGCAUGGAGGAGGGGGUGAGGAAGCUCAGAUGGCUGUCCCUCCUCAUGGAGGAGACCCUGGAAUGGGGAACAGUCAGUGUCUCCCUAACAAAUGAACUCAGACUGUGAGUAUGCUUGGGUGUGGGUGCCUGGACCUCGCUGACCUGUGUGUCCAUCUUUGGGCCCUAAUCUGGAAAACUCUUAUAAAUCUGUCCCAAAUCUUAUAAUUCAGCAGCAUCUUGCAGGAGUGUUUUCAGAAAUACCAUCUUCUGUGUUGAAUUCUAGAGGCGUUCUCACCGACCUGGGUGGGGUGGAGAAGGGGUGCUAGAGACUGUGGGUUCUUCGUACGUCCAGUGUGGACUCCAGUGUCUACCAGCCAGAGCCCUGGGGGGCAGACAGAGGACCUCCCUGCCAGCUUUCUGGCGAUAGAGGUCAGGCGAGAGUCCCUGGAGGAGAGGAAGACCCGCCACCAGACUCAGCCAGACUUCCUCGGAGUCCCACGUGACUGUUGACCUCUGUGGGCCGCAUGUGUGUGGCUGGUGUUCCCUCCCACUUCCCAGGGACACCCUUGCUUCUGGUGGGGCUGUGCCUCCUGCCAGGAGGUCCAUGCCUUUGUUUACUGUGCUUCUCUAACAAUGAGGCUUUCUCAAGACAAGGAUCCAAGGUUGUUGCCCGCCAGGAGUUCUCUGUGACCCACACCCUUCCGUCCACUCUUGUGCUGUGGGCAGCUGGUCGCCGUGUCCUUCCUUCAUGUUGGCCGUGCUUGACCUGCAGCCAGAAGCUCCUGGGACACUCGGACAUGAGCCAGACAUACCCGUUCUCUGAGCACUCGCCUUGGAGCCUUCCUGACGUGGGGUAGGCCGUCCAGGGGCCAUCAUCAUGUGUGCAGGGGUUGGGACACCCAUGUUUUCUGAGUCACACAGAAGUGGCUCCAGAGAAAUCAUAAGGAAGGACGCAGAAUCCGGCUGGUGCCAAUGACACACCUGGGCACGUUUCCAAGUGUAACUUGCAUUUGGAGAGGGGCCAAUUAGUCAUGAGGGUUAGGGCCAGACAGACAAAACACCUGCAGCAGAAUCCAAGUUCUGGGACACAGACCGGAAGAAGCACAAACAAGGGAGACAGCAGCUGCGUCCCGUGCUGUCCGGACCCCCGCAGCGCAAACAUAAAGGCUGCCCGGGGCAGGAGCCUCCAGAACUCACCGCGCUCCUCUCUGACUCCACUCCAGCCCCACGCCACCAUGUGCCACACCAGCUGCUCCACGGGCUGCCAGCCGGCCUGCUGCGUGCCCAGCUCCUGCCAGACGUCCUGCUAUGUGCUCAGCCCCUGCCAGACGUCCUGCUGCAUGUCCAGCCCCUGCCAGACGUCCUGCUGUGUGCCCAGCUCUUGCCAGCCGGCCUCCUGCACCCCCAGCUCCUGCCAGACGUCCUGCUACGUGCCCGUGAGCUGCAGGCCCGCCCUGUCCGUGAGCUGCAAGCCCGCCGUGUACGUGGUCCCCUCCUGCCAGUCCUCUGUGUGUGUGCCCGUGAGCUGCAAGCCCCUCGUGCUCAUGGCCUCCUCCUGCCAGUCCUCUGGGGGCUGCUAGCCCACCCGCCCCGACGGUGAGAACGCCUCUAGAAUUCAACCCUGCUCUACGGACCCGUCUCCUGUAGCACCCCGUCCUGCUUCUGACUGGGAUCCCCCCCAGCUGCUCCCAGGGCACAGGGGGCCACAUCUGCGCCCCUCCUGGAGGAAGUCUUCAGCACCCUCCGGGUUCUGCACAGGCAGAUGAAGAACGUGCCCAGUGGACCUUCGAAAGCCCAUGGUGAGGAUGUGGCAGGAUGACCUGGAUCCCUCUGUGACCCAGCAUGUUCCCUGUGGGAGGCCUAGUUUCCGGGGUCCUCUGUCUCCAGUGGGAACCAGUCAUCUGUGAGCCCAAUAAACCAUGCUUUCCUGAUGCA